CUUGAAAAAAAUUAUUGGAAUUAUUGGCUCCUAGACAAGGAAUAUAUUUUCCUGGCUAACAGUAGCUGUGGAAAGUGAAGAGUGAAUGUUCCAAGAGAGAAUUUCGUGGCAGCCACCAGACUUCUUGCUGUUCUGUUUUUUCACUGUGGGACUGUUGGAAAUGCAUCAAAAUACAGUUCUUCUGUCUGACUUUGGCUCUUGGCUACUGUAGUACCAGGAUAAAGAGGAAGUUGUUCUAUGGAUGAAUACUGUAGGACCUUACCACAAUCGCCAAGAAACAUACAAAUACUUCUCUCUCCCUUUCUGUGUGGGAUCAAAAAAAAGCAUCGGCCAUUACCAUGAAACCCUAGGGGAAGCACUUCAAGGAGUUGAAUUGGAAUUUAGUGGUCUUGACAUCAAAUUUAAAGAUGAUGUGAUGCAGACCACUUACUGUGAAGUUGACUUGGACAAGGGAAGAAGAGAUGCAUUUGUGUAUGCUAUAAAAAAUCACUAUUGGUACCAGAUGUAUAUUGAUGACUUGCCAAUAUGGGGGAUUGUUGGAGAAGCAGAUGAAAAUGGAGAAGAUUAUUACCUUUGGACUUACAAAAAACUUGAAAUUGGUUUCAAUGGAAAUAGAAUUGUAGAUGUCAAUCUGACCAGUGAAGGAAAGGUGAAACUGGUACCAAACACAAAAAUCCAGAUGUCAUAUUCAGUGAAAUGGAAGAAAUCAGAUGUGAAGUUUGAAGACCGAUUUGACAAGUAUCUUGACCCAUCUUUCUUUCAGCACAGAAUUCACUGGUUUUCAAUUUUCAAUUCUUUUAUGAUGGUGAUCUUUCUGGUUGGCCUGGUGUCUAUGAUAUUAAUGAGAACUUUGCGAAAAGAUUAUGCAAGAUACAGCAAGGAGGAAGAAAUGGAUGAUAUGGACAGAGAUCUAGGUGAUGAGUAUGGGUGGAAGCAGGUCCAUGGAGAUGUGUUUAGACCAUCCAGUCAUCCUCUAAUAUUUUCAUCGCUUAUUGGUUCUGGCUGUCAAAUUUUUGCUGUGUCUCUUAUAGUUAUUAUUGUUGCAAUGAUAGAAGAUUUAUACACAGAGAGAGGAUCAAUGCUUAGUACAGCUAUUUUUGUUUAUGCUGCAACAUCACCAGUGAAUGGAUAUUUUGGAGGAAGCCUUUAUGCUAGACAAGGAGGAAGGCGAUGGAUAAAGCAGAUGUUCAUUGGAGCCUUCCUUAUUCCAGCAAUGGUGUGUGGAACUGCCUUCUUCAUCAACUUCAUUGCCAUCUAUUACCAUGCUUCGAGAGCUAUACCCUUUGCAACCAUGGUGGCAGUGUGCUGUAUUUGUUUCUUUGUUAUCCUUCCAUUGAACCUCGUUGGGACUAUUCUUGGCCGAAAUCUGUCAGGACAGCCUAAUUUUCCAUGUCGUGUCAAUGCAGUGCCUCGUCCUAUACCGGAGAAGAAAUGGUUCAUGGAACCAGCUGUUAUUGUUUGCCUAGGUGGAAUCCUCCCUUUUGGAUCAAUUUUUAUUGAAAUGUAUUUCAUUUUUACUUCAUUCUGGGCUUACAAGAUCUACUAUGUUUAUGGCUUUAUGAUGCUGGUUCUGGUUAUCCUCUGCAUUGUGACAGUUUGUGUGACCAUCGUUUGUACGUAUUUCCUGCUAAACGCAGAGGAUUACAGGUGGCAAUGGACAAGCUUUCUUUCUGCGGCAUCAACUGCGAUUUAUGUUUACAUGUACUCCUUUUACUACUACUUUUUCAAGACAAAGAUGUAUGGCUUGUUUCAAACAUCAUUUUACUUUGGUUAUAUGGCAGUAUUUAGCACAGCUCUGGGAAUAAUGUGUGGAGCUAUUGGUUACAUGGGAACAAGUGCCUUUGUUCGUAAAAUCUACACUAAUGUGAAAAUUGACUAAGGAAAUAAGAAAAUUGAACUAUGGAUCAGCUCCUGUUUUCCUGGGGAUGAAUUUGCACAGCAAAAAGCGCAAGAAGAGAUUUGGGUUUUAACACUGGGCACUAUAUGGGUCUCCAUUUUGUGGAUGGCUUAAAGUAACAUCUAUUUCAUUGAUCCUAGGUUCUUACUGACUGCUUUCUCCAACUGUUCACAGCAAAUGCUUGGGAUUAUAUGCAGUAGGCAUUACUACAGUAUGUGGCUAAUCUUUCCCCCCCCAAAAAACCAACAUCAAAAAACAAAAAACCUAGCUCAUUAAAGAUGAAUAGACUAGCUCUCUUCAGUGAAGAGGACAAACAGUUUGUUUAAAGCAUUUGUUCCAUUCAAUAAAAAGAGGGAAACUUGGCUGCUAAAACUACUUGAUUAGUAGUCUUCCUGGUACUCAACAUUUCUAAAUUAUGUAAAAAUGCUGUUCCAGAAAGAUUACUCUUCUGAUUUUUACUGCCAUUGCCAGAAUAGGAGGUAUGUUUUGUAUUUUCAACUCCAGGUGCUUUUUGGUUUAUUUGCAAUAUCAACUACCCUACACUCAUUUGUUUAAAAAAUAAUUUAAACAUAUAUAAAACUCCCAUAUGCAUGUAAUAUAUCAGCUAUUGCUCUAGUUGGACCAAUUUCCCUUUAUUUAUCUUUAAAGUAAUAUCCAGCUACAUCUUAAAUCCAUCCAAAGAAAAUACAGUCUGAAGACGGGAUGUGUUCUCUGCAAUGCAAUUUACUGUACAGUUAGAAAGCAAAAUGUUAAAUGAAGAGGAUUUGUUUGUUUUUUAAUAAACACUCUGAGGUCUAGAUUAAAACAAAACCAACGUUUUAACUGAAUGUCUAAAGUGAUUCUCCUUUUUUCCAAGUUAGUCUUGCAUAUUUUUUUGGGGGUUUGGGUUGAAUGAAGAUUUUCCUUUAGACAUCUUACAAGGGGUAAUAAGUGUAUAUAACAUUAAAUAAUGUAACUUAGGUGUAGAUCCCAAAUGUAUUUGGAUGUACAGAUUUACUACAGAGUACUUUUUCUGAUGAUUCGGUGUAAAAAUGUGUGAAUUUGGGUGGCUUUUUACAUCUUGCCUGCCAUUGCAUGAAAAGUUGGGGUUUCUUCACAAUGUGUGUAUGUCAUGCUUUUCUGUUCUAUUUCUCAAGCUCUUACAGGAAUUAAAUUUGUAAUUUAGAACAUUUUAAUUUUUGUUAAUCCUAUCUGAACACUUGUGUAACAUCAAAAGCACAGUUGCUUUAUAGUGUUCAGAAAACUAAAAUAAACUUUUCAGACAAAAAUGUUUUGAUUGUGAAAAUAGAUGAGUUUGCAAUUGAGAAUGUUUGAAAAGGCAAUACUGCUGAGCACCAGUUUCUGUAUACAAUAUUAGUGUGGUUUUCAUCUAUCAACCACCCCUGCUUUGAAUUCAGAAUUUGCUUACAACUGUAUUGUACAAUACAACUCCAAAGUGAAUGACCAACCCAAAAAGAUUCUUCUUGGCUGUGGCAAAGUGUUUUGUGAUCCAGCCAGUGUGCUGAGAAAAGUGGGGGUAAGUGUGGACUGAAAUAAAUGGGCAAAUAAAGGUUAAGUCUUUCUAAGA
This is a messenger RNA of Vidua macroura (Pin-tailed whydah), 3464 nucleotides long. It is a transcript of the gene TM9SF3, whose product is annotated as transmembrane 9 superfamily member 3. Lineage: Eukaryota; Metazoa; Chordata; Aves; Passeriformes; Viduidae. Bases 242 to 1879 code for a protein of 545 amino acids. The record is from RefSeq and is a predicted model, not a curated record. Gene Ontology annotation, biological process: protein localization to membrane. Gene Ontology annotation, cellular component: membrane. The transcript is spliced from 15 exons.